Molecule: messenger RNA, 820 nt
Organism: Anolis sagrei ordinatus
Lineage: Eukaryota; Metazoa; Chordata; Lepidosauria; Squamata; Anolidae
Source: RefSeq, a predicted model, not a curated record
UUAGCACGGGAUAAAACUGAAAAACAGCUAUUGUUCCGGAUAACGCUGAUUAUAAGUGCAACUCUCCUGUCGGUUAUAUAUAUAGUUGCCUUCAUUAUAACUGCAGAUUAUAUAUCGCACGCAGAAAAUCAUAACAAAUUAGGCCACGGUUGUGUUUGUCCAACAUGCCCAGAUGACUGGAUUGGAUACAGAGGAAAAUGUUAUUUCUUUUCUUUGGAAAAAAGGAAUUGGACCUCAAGUCAAGACUUUUGUUCUUCACAGAAGGCCUCCUUGCUCAUUUUCAGUGAUAACAGGGAAAAGGAUUUUGUAAUGCAGUACAAAGGAAAAGUCCCAUCUUGGAUUGGCUUCCGAAAAAAUCCAGAUCAGGUCUGGCAAUGGACAAAUAAUGAAAACACAAUAAAACUGAACGUCAUUGGAAAAGGUGGGGAUUGUGCUUAUUUAAACAGUGAAGGCACUGCCACAGCUUCAAGAUGUAGCAUAGAACUACGUUGGAUUUGUGGCAAACAUGAUCUAUGUAAUAGAUCAAAUUGAGUAUAACCCAUGUUCCUUCCUGCAAGCAACUCCAAGCUGCCAACUUAUUCUGACAAGAGCUGCAACCAAACUGAGCCCAGCCUGAUUUACUUGUUCAAGCUCCUCCACUACUUGUAUUAUCUCCUCAUGCCAGAGGUAUUGCAGAUUAAAACUGACUGGAUCCAUUUAUUUGUGGGAUGCUCAGGUUAUCACCAAAUGGAGCUGGGAAUUUUAUUGGGAUAUUUUUCAGGACAAGCGUUGUUUUUCCUCCUCAGCCUCAGAAUAAAUUGUGGAAUACACUGACACAGGC